UAUGUUUUGCUCUUCUUCUUGCGACAUGCGCCUUUGUUAUCAGAACUCGGAAAGACAGUGAUUUAUCUACUGAUUUAGCACUUCAAUAGCAAUGGGACGACUUAUUUUAGAGCACACGCUGCAGGGGCACAAAGGACGCAUCUGGGGGGUGGCCUGGCACCCCAAGGGCAACGUGUUCGCCUCCUGCGGGGAGGACAAGGCGAUCCGUAUUUGGUCACUUACCGGAAACACUUGGAGCACAAAGACCAUUUUAUCCGAUGGCCACAAGCGCACCAUCCGCGAGAUCCGGUGGUCCCCGUGUGGCCAGUACUUGGCCUCGGCCAGCUUCGAUGCCACCACAGCCAUCUGGUCGAAAUCUUCAGGAGAAUUCGAGUGCAACGCCACUUUGGAGGGUCACGAAAACGAGGUAAAGAGCGUUAGCUGGUCACGAUCCGGUGGAUUGUUGGCCACCUGUUCACGAGACAAGUCCGUGUGGAUCUGGGAGGUGGCCGGAGACGAUGAGUAUGAGUGCGCCGCAGUUCUAAAUCCACACACACAGGACGUUAAGCGGGUGGUGUGGCACCCCACCAAGGAGAUUCUGGCUUCCGCCUCGUACGAUAACACCAUCAAAAUGUUUGAAGAAUCUACUGUGGAUAACGACUGGGACUGCACGGCAACGCUGUCUUCCCACACGAGCACGGUUUGGAGCAUUGACUUUGAUGCGGACGGUGAGCGCUUGGUCUCCUGCAGCGAUGAUACCACGAUAAAGAUCUGGCGGGCAUAUCAUCCGGGCAAUUCUGCCGGAGUGGCCACCCCCGAAAAACAGACCGUCUGGAAGUGCGUAUGCACUCUGUCUGGUCAGCAUUCGCGGGCCGUGUACGACGUAUCCUGGUGCAAGCUGACGGGUCUGAUAGCCAGCGCCUGUGGUGACGAUGGAAUCCGCAUCUUUAAGGAGACGGACGAUUCCAAACCAGACGAACCAACGUUUGAGCAGCUCACAGCUGAGGAAGGUGCCCACGAGCAGGAUGUUAAUUCGGUGGAGUGGAAUCCAGUGGUAGCUGGGCAACUUAUUUCCUGCAGCGACGAUGGUACCAUAAAGAUUUGGAAAGUCAACGAGUAGCAGGCCGAAUUAUGUGUUUUAUGUUUAAGUGGUUAAACUAUAAUGAAACUUUAUUUUUUGUACAUUUUCUGCCUAAUCGAAAAUUAAAGUAUUCAUGAGGAUGAGGAGGAUAA
This is a messenger RNA of Drosophila ficusphila, 1212 nucleotides long. It is a transcript of the gene Ciao1, whose product is annotated as probable cytosolic iron-sulfur protein assembly protein Ciao1. The record is from RefSeq and is a predicted model, not a curated record. Gene Ontology annotation, molecular function: protein binding. Gene Ontology annotation, cellular component: cytosolic [4Fe-4S] assembly targeting complex. Gene Ontology annotation, biological process: iron-sulfur cluster assembly. The coding region runs from base 92 to 1099 and encodes 335 amino acids. The transcript has a single exon. Lineage: Eukaryota; Metazoa; Arthropoda; Insecta; Diptera; Drosophilidae.